UAAGGUUCGAAUACCCCUAACCUCAACUCGCAACAUCAUAAAACUAACAGAUACAUACCAUCACAAGAAUUAGAGCAUCGCAGUAAUUGGCAUACAGUUUCAAGUGUAGAAGAAAUGUCCGCCAAAGAACAGGUCGAGCUCGAAAACUUCGGCAGCAUCUUCGACCUGGAGGGAAAGGUGGCCGUCGUCACAGGUGGAUCUAGAGGAUUAGGUCUUCAUGCUGCUAGUGGUCUUCUCCAAGCUGGCUGCUCCAAAGUCUAUAUCACAUCCCGCAAAGCAUCUGCAUGCGACGAAGCUGUCGCAGCGCUCAAUGCUCUCCCUAACAAGCGACCUGGCGCUCAGGCUAUCUCUGUUCCUGCAGACAGUUCGAAGAUGCAGGAACUUGAUCGGCUCGUAGAGGAAGUGCGCAAGACGACUGACCAUGUGGAUAUCCUUCUCGCCAACGCUGGCGCCACGUGGGGAGAGAAGUUUGAGACACACCCUGAGAAUGCCUUUUCGAAGGUCAUGGACCUUAAUGUGAAGAGUGUCUUUUAUUCGAUCCAGAAAUUCUUUCCCCUUCUCACAGCCAAAGCCACCAAGGAAUCUCCAUCCAGAGUCAUCAUCACAGCCUCCAUUGCAGGUCUCGUUCCCGGAGAGGGAGGCGAAAAUGCCACAUUCAGCUACUCCGCCUCCAAAGCAGCUGCCAUCCAUCUGGCUAAGAACCUUGCUCUGGAACUCGGUCCCCGCCAUAUCCUGACCAACGCGAUCGCGCCUGGUUUCUACCCGUCCAAGAUGGCGAUCGGUUUGCUUGAGAAGAAGGGCGGCUUGGAAGCGAUGGAGAAGCUCUCUCCCAACCAGCGUCUGGGAAGGAAGGAGGAUAUCGCGGGGUUGGUUGUGUUUUUGGCAAGUCGGGCGGGUAGCCAUUUGAAUGGAUCGGUCAUUGUGACUGAUGGAGGCAGUAUGCUGAAAGGUCGGUUGUGAUGUAUAUAUUGAAGAUCCGUGAGC
Messenger RNA from Paecilomyces variotii, 984 nucleotides. RefSeq lists its product as hypothetical. Gene Ontology annotation, molecular function: oxidoreductase activity. Lineage: Eukaryota; Fungi; Ascomycota; Eurotiomycetes; Eurotiales; Thermoascaceae. Bases 115 to 960 code for a protein of 281 amino acids. The transcript is spliced from 3 exons. The record is from RefSeq and is a predicted model, not a curated record.